AUGGCGGACCACCUCACCGUCCUCCUCCUCCGGGACGACGAAGAAGCCCAACGGUCCAGCGCCGAAAAGGAAGCCCCCGAAAAGGGAGAAAAGGGCGACUCCCCCGAGACCAUGGACGCAGACAUGCCGGACCCCGAAGAAGUCGCCCCCUCAGACGGCGAGCCCCCGCCUCCGCCAUACGGCGCCGGUCGUCGAGCCGGCCGAUUCCACCGAGGCGGCCACGGCUGGCGACGCGGAGGCGGAGGCCGCGGCCACCACGGCGGCUGGGCGCCACGACACUGCCCCCGCGGCAGCUCGUUCGACUUCCCCUCCAUGAUGAGAGGCUUCAUGAACCACCCCUUCUUCCAAAGCGUGCGCGACCAAGCGGAGCGCCACCGCGCCAACGACGCCGACGCCGACGCCUUCCAGCCCCCGGUCGACAUCUUCACCACCGAGUCGUCCUACGUCGUGCACGUCGCGCUGCCCGGCGCAAAAAAGGACGACAUCGGCGUCAACUGGAACCCGGACACCAACACGCUCAGCGUCGCGGGCGUCGUCCACCGGCCCGGCGACGAGGCGUUCCUGCAGGGCCUCGUGUCGGCCGAGAGGCGAGUGGGCGUCUUCGAGAGGAACAUCACGCUGCCGCCGGCGGGCGUGGCCGACAAGGACAGCGUCGACGGCCUGGGCAUCACCGCUAGGAUGGAGGACGGGGUGUUGGUCGUGGUCGUGCCCAAGCUGGAGAGGGAGUGGACUGAGGUUCGCAAGGUCGAUGUCCAGUGA
Molecule: messenger RNA, 759 nt
Organism: Metarhizium robertsii ARSEF 23
Lineage: Eukaryota; Fungi; Ascomycota; Sordariomycetes; Hypocreales; Clavicipitaceae
Product: HSP20-like chaperone
Exons: 2
Coding region: 1-759 (252 amino acids)
Biological process (GO): response to salt stress; response to hydrogen peroxide; protein complex oligomerization
Source: RefSeq, a predicted model, not a curated record